Messenger RNA from Micropterus salmoides (largemouth bass), 4236 nucleotides. RefSeq names its product WD repeat domain 26b (gene wdr26b). Gene Ontology annotation, cellular component: GID complex. Gene Ontology annotation, molecular function: protein binding. The record is from RefSeq and is a predicted model, not a curated record. NCBI's taxonomy places the organism in Eukaryota, Metazoa, Chordata, Actinopteri, Centrarchiformes, Centrarchidae. Gene Ontology annotation, biological process: proteasome-mediated ubiquitin-dependent protein catabolic process. The coding region runs from base 346 to 1851 and encodes 501 amino acids. The transcript is spliced from 14 exons.
UCAACAACCUCAGCAGCAGUAUGCAGGCAAACGGGGGCAGGACAGGGACAAGAAUCCUCAGAGCUCUCCUGCCUGAACAGCGCACAAAACGGGGAGUCAUCCUCGGCCGGCGGAACCCACUCGAAUGGGCUUCUCUCCAGCACAGACAACGGAAAUAGUGUCGGUACCAGUAACGGGUCUUCAAGCGGGCCCGGUUCGGGGACUUCGGCUGCCUCUACGGCUUCGGGCUCGGAGGUCGGCUCGUUGAAAAAGAAAAAACGACUAUCGCAGGCGGAGGAAGAUGUCAUACGAUUAAUAGGGCAACAUCUCCACGGACUAGGGCUGAAUCAGACAGUGGACCUGCUGAUGCAGGAAUCAGGCUGCAGACUGGAGCACUCCUCAGCUACCAAGUUCCGCAACCAUGUCAUGGAGGGGGAGUGGGACAAGGCUGAGAAUGAUCUCAAUGAGCUGAGAGCACUGAUGCAUUCUCCCAAUGCUAUUGUGCGUAUGAAGUUCCUACUGCUGCAGCAGAAGUACCUAGAGUAUCUGGAGGAUGGCAAAGUCCUGGAGGCUCUGCAGGUGCUUCGGGGAGAGCUGACACCACUCAAGUACAACACGGAUCGCAUCCACGUACUUAGCGGGUACCUAAUGUGUAGCCAUGCUGAGGAUCUGAGGGCAAAGGCAGAGUGGGAGGGCAAGGGAACCGCCUCACGCUGCCGACUGCUGGACAAAUUGCAGACAUACCUGCCACCUUCUGUGAUGCUGCCCCCUCGGCGGCUGCAGACCCUGCUGCGGCAAGCAGUGGAGCUGCAGAGGGACCGCUGCCUCUAUCACAACACCAAGCUGGACAGUAGUCUGGACUCAGUCUCUCUCCUCCUCGAUCAUGUCUGCAGCAGGAAGCAGUUCCCCUGUUACACCCAACAGAUCCUGACAGAGCACUGUAACGAAGUGUGGUUCUGCAAAUUCUCAAAUGACGGCACCAAACUAGCCACAGGCUCUAAAGAUACUACUGUCAUAAUUUGGCAAGUGGACCCGGAAAGCCACCAGCUGAAGCUGCUGCGAACCCUGGAGGGUCACGCAUACGGUGUCUCCUACUUAGCCUGGAGUCCCGAUGACACCUACCUGAUCGCCUGUGGGCCUGACGACUGCUCUGAGUUGUGGCUGUGGAAUGUUCAGACGGGGGAGCUGCGGACCAAAAUGUCCCAGUCCCAUGAAGACAGUCUGACCAGUGUGGCCUGGAACCCUGAUGGCAAACGCUUUGUCACUGGAGGACAGAGAGGACAGUUUUAUCAAUGUGACCUGGACGGUAACUUGUUGGACUCCUGGGAGGGCGUGAGAGUGCAGUGUCUGUGGUGCCUGGGUGAUGGCAGAGCAGUGUUGGCCUCAGACACCCACCAGCGUAUACGGGGGUACAACUUCGAGGACCUUACGGACAGAAACAUAGUUCAGGAGGACCACCCUAUCAUGUCUUUUACUGUUUCAAAGAACGGAAGAUUAGCUUUGUUAAAUGUAGCAACUCAGGGAGUGCACCUGUGGGACCUUCAGGACCGGGUGCUGGUGAGGAAAUACCAGGGCGUGACCCAGGGCUUCUACACCAUCCACUCCUGCUUUGGAGGACACAACGAAGACUUCAUUGCUAGUGGCAGUGAAGACCACAAAGUGUACAUCUGGCACAGGCGCGGUGAACUUCCCAUCGCUGAGCUAACAGGCCACACACGCACUGUUAACUGCGUGAGCUGGAACCCGGCCAUCCCAGGACUCAUGGCUUCUGCCUCAGAUGACGGCACAGUGCGUGUAUGGGGUCCUGCGCCCUUCCUCGACACACAAGAGGCGGACGGACUCAAUGAGAACUGCAGUAACAUGGACAGUUGAUGGUCACUUUAUGGACCAGAUGACAUCUCUCUUUAACAAGAAUCCAAGAAUCCCACAAUAAAACAAAAUCUAAACGGGCGAACAAAAUCUAACGGCAACCCUAAAGCAAGUGAAGAAUAACAAACAGAAGCCACCAAGACAAAAGAGAAAACAAAAGUGAGAUAAUGUUGUCUCCUGACUGGCCUAGACAAAACGGUGGAGUUGAUGAUGUACCCUCUGAAAAUUCAGGUACUCAUUCAAAACCUGAUCCUGACCCAGAGGAAAAACCAAUCAACACCCAGCGGGACACGACCGCCAUCCACAUGGUGAGCUGUAACGGCUGUUCUCCUCCUCCAACUGAUCCUUCUUCCCCCAUCUUGCUGCAUGGUCACCAGCCAUGCCAGGUCCUUUGCAGAGUUUCCCAGGAAACCCACUUCCACCUUGAGCUUGGAGCACAUCAAAACCCUGUGAUGCCUCCAGACAAACACCGCAGACUAGCCGUCUACUCAUUGGACUACAUCUGUCUGCCUGUUUGUCUCUCACAUUACCUGUAAAAUGUCUCCAUGGACAUGGGUGGGGUGUUGUUGCGGGAGGAUGGUGCACAGGGGAAUAUAGCAACUCUUCUGUAUGUAUGUUUUCCUCUUCACCACUCUCCUGCUAUGUUCUUCGCAUUUGAUCUGUUGGACAAAGGCUGAAAAUCCACCAUAAAAACACUGUCCGACCAGCUGAUAAAGAACACAAAAAAAAAGGCUAUGCUAAAUGUCGGAAUUUUUUUAUAAUAGUCAUAGCGUAAUUCUCAUUUAAAAGGUGAAUCUUAGCUCAAGUAGUUCCCGUGGAAAUCUUUAGCGUGAAGACUCCACUUUCUGUUUCUCGACAUUAGGAAAACAAAACUUUUUAUUCCUUAAUUUAACUUCUAACAAGGACAGUCGCUAAAAUGUUUCCAACUGACAGCCCCCAAACCCCUCUGUCGAGCUAGCUACCGCACAACUCCAUUUACAUCUGCCUAAGAGGGGAAGGACAGAGGGAUUCACAGGUCACACAUCAACGGUGAGGGGGUCAGACGUUGUUGGUGAGGUGGGGUUUCCUCUGUCAGGACACGUACUGUGACCUUUCUCAAAAGACAUGCUUUCAGAUGUGAAAGAGUUCAAGUGCAACUUGGAUUGCACACCGUUGACUGCUGUCCCUCCUCCGUGUGUGUGUGUGUGUGUGUGUGUGAGAGAGAGAGAGUGAAAGUGGUUAUGCAUGCGCAUAUUGGUGUGAGAGCUGACAUUUGUGGGUGCAGGUUUAAUCGGCGCGUGUUUUUGUAUGUGUGCUCAAUUCACACCAGCAGAAGAUCCACCCCACUCCCCUUCCCCUGCGCUCCUAAUCCCAUAGUAAAAUUGUAAAGAGGAUUUUAAACCAAUUCUAAGUUAUCCAAAGCCCCAUAGGGACCUCUAUCUGUGGAACAAAGACUAUUUGAGAGCCAUUUUGUAAAAGAAAAACUUUUCUUUAAUCUGGGGCUUUAAUUUUUACAUUUGAAUUUUUUUUUUCUCCUAACCACACGGCAUUCAAACGGCACGGAGUUAUCAACAAUGAAUCAUCUUUCUGGGGAGAAGAAAAAGACAUUUAAAAAGAGGCAUGUUUCAAAAAGCUGUAAAGUGUUGUGUUGUUAGCAAAGGGUCAUUUCAUAUGAGAAGUUAAUGAUUGUAAUUAUUGGCUGAGUAGUUAGAGAGAAGAGGCACCAAUAACCAGAACCACUCUCUGAGCCUACAGUGUUAGUGUUGUUGCAGUCCUCACACACACACACACACACACACACACACACACACACACACACACAACCAACACACACACACACACAAACACAAACACAAAACUGCCUUCCUGUUCAUACGGUUGUACACACAUCUUCAGUAUGUAUGACACCACCCCACACUGCACUCAAAGUGCAGUGUCACCACACUUGCCGUUCUGAUGGCUUGAAAGGUUGCAUUGGCAAAGACUCAAAAACCUUAACAGGAGAUUGCUAAAGGAUUUGAGCCCUUAGUAUGCCUCUAUGCACCCAAAAGCAGUGACUGAUGAUGAUUUUAGACAUUAUAAAACUGAACCUCGCACAUUUAUGGCAUGGCUGCCUCAUCUCGAACCUACCACUCUUGGAGUGUAGAGAGAAUUCAGCAUUAACACCCCCUUUGCUCUCCUGCCAAGUUAUUCAGUGGUCAGUGCACCAUUCAGAGCUUUCUUCCUUCCUUUUUCAGGGUAUGUAAUGACUAUUUGCUACAGACUGAUAUACAGUAAAACAUGUUUAAAAUCAUUGCUUUUCUGUCUGUUUUUAUUGAACUUUUUUGUUACUUAAAUUUUUUGUUCACAUUAUAUCAUUUUUUGGUUGACCUCUAUCCCUGUAUGAUCAUAUUAAAAUAUAACCAGACA